Molecule: messenger RNA, 2759 nt
Organism: Brassica rapa (field mustard)
Lineage: Eukaryota; Viridiplantae; Streptophyta; Magnoliopsida; Brassicales; Brassicaceae
Product: inositol phosphorylceramide glucuronosyltransferase 1
Molecular function (GO): glycosyltransferase activity
Source: RefSeq, a predicted model, not a curated record
AAAACGGAUGAUGUUUUGUUUUCCCUCCAAACUGUGUUUAUGCAAAUAAUUAUAAAAUAGUGUUAUUUAUAUCUAUUAGUAUUUACCAAUGUAGUAAUUAUUUAUUCUAUUAUAGUUUAGGAAUGUUGUUGAAUAUUUUGUCAAGUCUAGUGUUUGUAUAAAAUCAAAGUUUGAGAUGGCUGACAAAAGCAGAAAAUUUACAUGUAUAUGUAUGAUCUAAUUACUCUAUAUUUAACUAAGAAGUUAUAUAAUUUUGAUCAUUUUUAUUUUUACUUAAAUUCAAUUUAUUAUUCCAGUAAAAAAAUAGGCUUAAAUAUUUGUAACUGAACUCAAAAUCCAACCAAAUACAAACUUAUAAACAUCCAAACAGAUUCUAUAGAACAAUUAUUGGAAACAAAAUAGUUUCCGAAUUUUACGUGAACUUGCACAUAUAUCUAAAAACUAAAAUUGUUUUGUAAGAAGGGGGACCAAUCAUAAAAUCCCAAGUCAUCAAAGUUGUCAUGUUUUCAAUAAUAUCGCCCAUAAUUAUUCCCACUCAGGUUCUACUAAUUUAUUAAUUUUAAAUGAGAUGUUCUAAAGUUUUCUACAAAAAAUUUUAAACUGUUUGUUUCUAUCUAAUUAAAAAUUUAUUGUAUAUAUUAUUUUAAUUAGUUUAGUUAGAAAUAAAAUUGCACUAAAUUCAUAAAUAACAUUUAAUUUUUAACAAAAAAAAACAUUGCUCUACACGGAGGAAGUAUUGAAUGAAUAUCUAGAACAUGUUACGGUUUCUAAAACGACGGCGGCGAAAGGAAUAAAGAGAAGUCUCAGACAGAGACAGAACAGCAAAGGAGGAACAAACAUAACAACGAAGAAGUUUCAAAACUCUACUUUUCAAACGUAUACUUUCCUUAAAUUAAGAUCUUGUUUAAUCCAAGUCUCUCCCUGAAAGUUAGAUCCGAAUGAUUAUUACUAUGUUGAGAGACAAGGCGAGUCUCUGUGUUCUCCUCUUCUCAAUCUUACUCCUUUUCAAGGGUUCGUUUGGAUCUGAAUCAAGAAGUAAGGAAGCUUACGUCACACUCUUAUACGGUGACGAGUUCUUAUUAGGAGUCAGAGUAUUAGGCAAAUCGAUACGUGACACUGGAUCCGACAAAUACAUGGUCGCUUUGGUCUCUGAUGGCGUCUCAGAUUACUCCAAGAAGCUUCUCAAGGCUGAUGGAUGGAAAGUAGAGAAGAUCAGUUUACUAGCGAAUCCAAACCAAGUUCAUCCGACUAGGUUCUGGGGUGUUUACACAAAGCUAAAGAUCUUUAACAUGACAGAUUACAAGAAAGUUGUGUAUCUUGAUGCUGAUACUAUUGUGGUAAAGAACAUCGACGAUCUGUUCAAGUGCUCAAAGUUCUGCGCGAACUUGAAGCACUCCGAGAGGUUGAACUCUGGUGUCAUGGUUGUUGAACCGUCCCAAGCUCUUUUUAAUGACAUGAUGAGAAAAGUGAAGACUUUGUCUUCUUACACCGGAGGAGACCAGGGGUUCUUGAAUUCUUACUAUCCAGAUUUUCAAAAUGCUCGUGUUUUCGAUCCUAGUUUAAGCCAUGAAGAGUUGAAAGCUAGACCAGUUCCUGAUAUGGAGAGGCUUUCGACGUUAUAUAAUGCCGAUGUUGGUCUUUAUAUGCUUGCUAAUAAGUGGAUGGUUGAUGAGAGUAAACUUCAUGUGAUUCAUUACACACUAGGCCCUCUCAAGCCUUGGGACUGGUGGACAGCGUGGCUUGUGAAGCCUGUUGAUGCCUGGCAUAGCAUUAGGGUAAAGCUUGAGGAAACUCUUCCUGGAACUGGAGGUGGCAAAAACCAAAACGAUGAACUCGUCGUCAAGCUUCUUUUCUUGUUACCUCUUUGUGCGCUUUUGUUCUGCAUUUACCGAUCCAUUCAGGGUUAUGAGGGUUCACUGUGCAGUCAAUUUAGAUAUCUUUAUUACAAAAUUAGAUCUAAUAGAACACUUGGUUAUAGCGGUGUUUCUACAUUUUCCACCAUGAAUCCCAGCCAUCAACUCCACAAUGGCAACUCACAGUCAAAGGUUCCUCAGCACUUAGGCGCGGUUUCAGUUGUAGUCUGUUUCACCGCUGUUCUCAUAUCCGUUGGAGUUUCCUUUAUGAUUGUGCCGAGGCAAAUCAUGCCGUGGACUGGGUUGAUCUUGGUAUAUGAAUGGACGUUUACAAUCUUCUUUCUUUUGUUUGGUUGCUUCUUGCUUCUGGUGCAUCAACAUGGAAAGAAAAUAGCAGUUCAUACAGAAUCCUCGUCCUUGGAUGAUUCCGGAAAAGGUCAUCAGCGAGGAGGUGUGUCUUGUGACGUGACUACAUUGUAUUAUGGAUUAGGGAUGGUGUUUCUAGCUAUUGCUACUGUUUCUUUGCCUUAUAUAUUAGGGAUCACCGCUUUAUUCGUGAGGUUGGGUCUAAUGGUGGGUGUAGCCAUAGUUUUAGCUGCCUACAUGACUUAUGCUUCAGAGCACCUCGCCAUCAGAUGGUUCUUGAAAGGUUUAGAAGACCGUCGUGAAACAUCAAGAUCAAAGUCCAUAUGUUUCAUGUGCUGACACCUGAGAAAAAUGUGUCACCAUUGUAACUUGCAGAAUCAAACAGAGCCAUAUGAUUUGAGUUUUUGUAGUUAUGUCUUAAGAUUGUUAUAGAUUCUUGUAGCUUUGUUCUUUCUUUAUCACCAUGUCCCACUGUCUCCUCUCUUUGCUCACAUUUGUACAGAUCAUUAAUACUGUGAAGAAUUCUUUUCUUUGCUAACA